AUGACAGACCACGCACCCGGCUCGGGACCGGCCACGAAGGAGCCCAGCUGCAUUAACUGUGGCGGUACGGGACACUGGGCCGUGGCUUGCCCCGAGCCCGUGAGAGCCAAACCAGCUGGCCUGUCUCGAAGAAGCACUUCAACCAGCCAUGAUCACGCCCGAGGUGGAGACCACCAGCACGGCGGAAGACGACCAGGUGCCGUUGUGACCAAAUAUCCAGCUCCACCCACCGGCAAUCCGAUCGUCACUCGCUACGGUCCGCCACCGCCGGGUCAACCCCUUGCUCCUCCGUACCCCGGCCCCCCGCAGCCCUACCCGUCUUAUCCACCCCCGCCGAAUGGCUAUCCGCCCCCGCCACCGGGUAGUUACCCUGGUUACCCCCAGUAUUCAACCCCGCCGCCGCCGCCGGCUCCUCCUCCUGGUGCUUAUCCACCACCGUCCGGCCCUCCCGUGUCAUCGGGGCCGUAUCACUACCCAGUUCCCAGUCAGUAUGGCGGUUCUCCGCCAGGACCUCCUGGGCCUCCCCCCCCUUCUUAUCAACCACCGCCGCAUUAUCCUUCCGGCGGUUCAUAUCCUCCCUCAUACUCUCCUCCGUCUGGAUAUCAUCCUGCCCCUGCCCCUCCCUCUUCCAGUCACUACCCUCCGCCAUAUAAUUCCACAUCCACGUCGCCAGGAGGCUACUCUUCAUCCACAUACGGGCCACCACCAGUUCAGCCGCUUUAUGGAGCCCAACCAGGACCUCCUCCACCCCCGCCUUCAUAUGCCCAGCCAUACGGACCACCUGAACCUGGAUACGGGCCUUUGCCUUCCCUACCCGCUCCUCCGCGUACUAUACCGCCUCGUCUACCUCCAGGCCUGCCUUCAGGCCUACCACCAAUCCCUCCUCACCGGAAUCAGUUGCCGCGAGAUCGGCAUGGACGGCAGCGCCAAGGCCACAACAACCGACCAGACCGCUCCCGCAAGACCAACAAGCAUGGCAACCCUAAACGCGAUACAUCACAACCCAAGUCGAAAAUGGGCGGCACAAAAGAGAAGCAGGUGCCAGCCCGAGUCGAGUCCGAGCCGAAAGUCUUGAAGACAACACCAGUACCAAGCACGACGCCUGAAAGCCGACACGUUAACACGGUCUCUGAAGAAGGCGUAGAUGAUGACGAAGCUGAUUGGAAGUGGGAGGAGGAGAUGAUAUUCAAAGAGACGGACAAACCCCACCAGCCAGACCCAAUAGCGAAGCCACUCCCUGGCCCAGAAGGGUACCACGAUAACAUCAUGUUGCCUCCAGCAUGGAACGCGACUUGCAUUCAGUCUGAAUUUGUCACGGAAGAGAACCUCGUGGAGUUUUCGCGGCCCGUCCGAGAGACCGAGCGCUUUGUAUCUCUGCAACUUGACCCAGCUUUCUGGAGAAGUCCAGUUGAUUCAAUGAUAGUCAAGCAACAACCUGAGGUGCGGGAUAAGCCCAUCACGUUCAAAUCUGUUCGACUACCCGGCUUCCCUUCCCUACCACCAAAACCACCAACCCCGGAGAACCGCGACUACCGACCGAUGAACAGCCGCAAACGUACGUGGGAAGACUCGCCAUACAAGAGCUCGCUCGCCACAGGUAACCAAGAGGGUGGCGAGUGGGCAGAUCACCGCUACAAACGACACAGAGGCGACUCGCACUCAGGCUACGAUACCGCAUCACCCCACAACCGAAGGACCAGGGAAGACUCUCGUACAAUUGACCGAUACCGCUCUCAAAAGCCAGAUCGUAUCGAUUCUGAUCCCGCUCAAAUGCUCCUGAAAUCCCUGGAAGAUCCCCACGACGCCGGUCCUUCCAGACGACAUGACGGAGAGAAGCCAUCGAUUCGCCAGGACUCCGGCUAUUAUGGCUCUCGACACGCGCGACAUCAUACCUCAACCAACAGUACGCGCGAAGGAGGGCGGACAUCGCCACCGUCAGGAACAUCCCCGCCAGAGAGAAACCCUCGGGGCAGAAACAGUUCGAGGUCUCGGUCCCGUUCGCGUCGUUCCCCUCGCCGCGGGUCACAUAGCAGCCAAGCCGAAUCACGCCCAGCAUCUAGGCAAUCUGUGGCCUCAUUCGCGUCCCAUGGCACCGAAGAUUCCGAGCUGUCGGCCCUCGAAGCCGAACUUCUGGGCAUCGCUCCUAAAUCAAAAGAGGGCACGGAAGGCAAGCUUGGAGACCACGCCACCAAGAUCCGCAAGCGCGUGCAAAAGGUCGACUCGGCUUACGGCCGUCGGUGGUAA
Molecule: messenger RNA, 2244 nt
Organism: Colletotrichum higginsianum IMI 349063
Lineage: Eukaryota; Fungi; Ascomycota; Sordariomycetes; Glomerellales; Glomerellaceae
Product: Zinc knuckle
Exons: 3
Coding region: 1-2244 (747 amino acids)
Molecular function (GO): nucleic acid binding; zinc ion binding
Source: RefSeq, a predicted model, not a curated record